AUAAAUCAGUGAGGAAACGGAGAGAGAGCGAGAGCGCGCGAGCGCCCGCGGGCUCGCCCAGGUCUGUUUCCAAAGUCGCCCUUGAUGGCGGCGGAGGCAAGGCAGCCUCGGCGCGGAGCAGCCGACGCGCGUUAGUGGGUCCGCCAGCCGCCGCCCCUACCCCUGCGUCGGGCUUCGUCCCUGUCGCCCCCUUCGCUGACCCACGCCCCGGCCCCAGGCGCUCCAGCCCUCAGACGUCCGCGGUCCGCAGGGACCGUGCUCCUUCUCCUCCCGUGGUUUCCAGCACCGGUUCUUCCCCCGGCUGGGGUGGGAGGCGAGAUUGAUCUUCGAUCGCGAAGAUGGCUGCUGGCUGCCUGCUGGCCUUGACUCUGACACUUUUCCAAUCUUUGCUGAUCGGCCCCUCGUCGGAGGAGCCGUUCCCUUCAGCCGUCACUAUCAAGUCAUGGGUGGAUAAGAUGCAAGAAGACCUUGUUACCCUGGCAAAAACAGCAAGUGGUGUCAAUCAGCUUGUCGAUAUUUAUGAGAAAUACCAAGAUUUGUAUACCGUAGAACCAAAUAAUGCACGCCAGCUGGUGGAAAUUGCAGCCAGGGAUAUUGAGAAACUUCUGAGCAACAGAUCUAAAGCCCUUGUGCGCCUGGCUUUGGAAGCAGAGAAAGUUCAAGCAGCCCAUCAGUGGAGGGAGGAUUUUGCAAGCAACGAAGUUGUCUACUAUAAUGCUAAGGAUGAUCUCGAUCCUGAAAAAAAUGACAGUGAGCCAGGCAGCCAGAGGAUAAAACCUGUUUUCAUCGAAGAUGCUAAUUUUGGACGACAAAUAUCGUAUCAGCAUGCAGCAGUCCAUAUUCCCACUGACAUCUAUGAGGGCUCAACAAUUGUGUUAAAUGAACUCAACUGGACAAGUGCCUUAGAUGAAGUUUUCAAGAAAAAUCGAGAGGAAGAUCCUUCAUUGUUAUGGCAGGUGUUCGGCAGUGCCACAGGCCUGGCCCGCUAUUACCCAGCUUCUCCAUGGGUUGAUAACAGCAGAACUCUGAACAAGAUUGACCUGUAUGAUGUACGCAGGAGACCCUGGUACAUUCAAGGAGCUGCAUCUCCUAAAGACAUGCUUAUUCUGGUUGAUGUGAGUGGGAGUGUUAGUGGAUUGACACUUAAACUGAUCCGAACAUCUGUCUCUGAAAUGCUGGAAACCCUCUCAGAUGACGAUUUUGUGAAUGUAGCGUCAUUUAACAGCAAUGCCCAGGACGUAAGCUGUUUUCAGCACCUUGUCCAAGCAAAUGUAAGAAAUAAGAAAGUGCUGAAAGAUGCGGUGAAUAAUAUCACAGCAAAAGGAAUCACAGAUUAUAAGAAGGGCUUUAGUUUUGCUUUUGAACAGCUGCUUAAUUAUAAUGUUUCCAGAGCCAACUGCAAUAAGAUUAUCAUGUUGUUCACGGACGGAGGAGAAGAGAGAGCUCAGGAGAUAUUUGCCAAAUACAACAAAGACAAAAAAGUACGUGUGUUCACAUUUUCAGUUGGUCAGCAUAAUUAUGACAGAGGACCUAUUCAGUGGAUGGCCUGUGAAAAUAAAGGUUAUUAUUAUGAAAUUCCGUCCAUUGGAGCAAUAAGAAUCAAUACUCAGGAAUAUUUGGAUGUUCUGGGAAGACCAAUGGUUUUAGCAGGAGACAAAGCCAAGCAAGUGCAGUGGACAAAUGUGUACCUGGAUGCACUGGAGCUGGGACUUGUCAUUACUGGAACUCUUCCGGUCUUCAACAUAACGGGCCAAAAUGAAAAUAAGACAAACUUAAAGAACCAGCUGAUUCUUGGUGUGAUGGGAGUUGAUGUGUCUUUGGAAGAUAUUAAAAGACUAACAGUAAGAUUUCAGCUGUGUCCCAAUGGCUAUUAUUUUGCAAUUGAUCCUAAUGGUUAUGUUUUAUUACAUCCAAAUCUUCAGCCAAAGCCUCUUGGUGUAGGUGCACCAACAAUUAAUUUAAGAAAAAGGAGACCCAAUGUUCAGAACCCCAAAUCUCAGGAGCCAGUUACUUUGGAUUUCCUUGAUGCAGAAUUGGAGAAUGAUAUUAAAGUGGAGAUCCGAAAUAAAAUGAUAGAUGGAGAAAGCGGGGAGAAAACAUUCAGAACUCUGGUUAAAUCUCAAGAUGAGAGAUAUAUUGACAAAGGAAACAGGACGUACACGUGGACUCCUGUCAAUGGCACAGAUUACAGUUUGGCCUUGGUAUUACCAACCUACAGUUUUUACUAUAUAAAAGCCAAAAUAGAAGAGACAAUAACUCAGGCCAGAUCAAAAAAGGGCAAAAUGAAGGAUUCAGAAACACUGAAGCCAGAUAAUUUUGAAGAAUCUGGCUAUACGUUCUUAGCACCAAGGGAUUACUGCAAUGACCUUAAAAUAUCAGAGAAUAACACCGAAUUUCUUUUAAAUUUUAAUGAGUUUAUAGAUAGGAAAACUCCAAACAACCCAUCAUGCAACACGGAUUUGAUUAACAGAGUCUUGCUGGAUGCUGGCUUUACAAAUGAACUUGUGCAAAAUUAUUGGAGUAAGCAGAAAAACAUCAAGGGUGUGAAGGCGCGGUUUGUUGUGACUGAUGGUGGGAUUACCAGAGUGUAUCCUAAAGAGGCUGGAGAAAAUUGGCAGGAGAACCCGGAAACAUAUGAGGACAGCUUCUAUAAGAGGAGUUUAGAUAAUGAUAACUAUGUGUUCACUGCUCCCUACUUUAACAGAAGCGGACCUGGCGCUUAUGAAUCAGGAAUCAUGGUAAGCAAAGCUGUAGAAAUAUACAUCCAAGGCAAACUUCUCAAACCUGCAGUUGUUGGAAUUAAAAUUGACAUAAAUUCCUGGAUAGAGAAUUUCACCAAAACAUCCAUCAGGGAUCCGUGUGCUGGUCCCGUUUGUGACUGUAAAAGAAACAGUGAUGUCAUGGACUGUGUAAUUCUGGAUGAUGGUGGGUUUCUUUUGAUGGCCAAUCAUGACGAUUAUACCAACCAGAUUGGAAGAUUUUUUGGAGAGAUUGAUCCAAGUUUGAUGAGACACCUGGUGAAUAUAUCCGUGUAUGCUUUUAACAAGUCCUAUGAUUAUCAGUCAGUGUGUGAGCCCGGUGCCGCCCCGAAGCAAGGAGCAGGGCAUCGCUCAGCAUAUGUGCCAUCAGUGGCAGACGUGUUACACAUUGGCUGGUGGGCCACGGCUGCUGCCUGGUCUAUUCUACAGCAGUUUCUGUUGAGUCUGACGUUUCCACGACUUCUGGAGGCAGUUGAGAUGGAAGAGGAUGACUUCACGGCCUCGCUGUCAAAGCAGAGUUGCAUUACUGAGCAAACACAGUAUUUCUUCGAUAAUGACAGUAAAUCCUUCAGUGGCGUAUUAGACUGUGGCAACUGUUCCAGAAUUUUUCACGUGGAGAAGCUGAUGAAUACCAACCUAAUAUUCAUCAUGGUUGAGAGCAAGGGGACCUGUCCCUGUGACACGCGGCUCCUCAUACAAGCGGAGCAGACCUCUGAUGGUCCUGAUCCUUGUGAUAUGGUGAAGCAGCCCAGAUACCGAAAAGGGCCUGAUGUGUGCUUUGAUAAUAACAUCUUGGAGGACUAUACCGACUGCGGUGGCGUUUCUGGAUUAACUCCCUCCCUGUGGUCCAUCUUCGGGGUCCAGUGUGUACUACUUUGGCUUUUAUCUGGCAACACACACUGCCAGCUAUGACCUUGUAAAACCAGAUCUACAUAUUAAACUCCGGACCCUGCCCAACCGUGAGCCCUCGGUUGCAUUGAAAUACGGUCGACUGAGGAACCAGCAGAACACUCGCUGGGCCCCUCCCACGGCAUCCAUCUACGACGCUGACGCAGACGGCGCCCACUGGCCGGCCGUCGGGGUGUCGACCCUGGACCUCGAGUCGGCGCUGCAUCACCCAUGAACACCAUCACGGCAGAACUCUCCACCUGCGCUACUGGACACUGGGAGGCUUUGUUGUUGCGUGGCUGGUGACUCUAUGUACAAGGGCUCCCCAAACAGCUGUGUAUGACUCACACAAACUGUAUUGACUUUGCCCUGACAUUUUGACCAACCGCAGUUCCUUUCCUUUUCCCAAAAAAAUCUAAGUGAAAAAAACCUUACUUGCACCCUCACUUAUUCUUCAGUUAAACAUGCUUCCCUGCUUUGACUAGCUACUACUGAAAACAAAAGACACAGACACUGAGAGAACUGACAUGCACGUAAACUAUCAAAGGACACAUGGCUACUAUUCUACAAAAAAAUUCCCAUAAAUAAAAUGCCUUACAAAGAAUGGCUUCUCUGCCAAAAAUGGAACACGAAUGCUGACCAAGUGAAUUUGCAGGGGUAGUGACUUGGUUGCUUGAAAACACUUACUACGAAAUUAUUACACAACAGGUGCUUGAGGGUAACAUUUCAAUCUGCGACACAGCUCCCCUUAAAUGUACGCCCUUACUCACGCCUUCCAUCUAACGUUCUUUCCGUUCACAGGACGGAUCGUUCUGCAGUGCUGGCCUGACAUUCGACAACGCUCCAGAAAAAGCUCGUGGCGGGGACGGGAAACCUUUUCUCUUGCAAUACAUGACCCUGGCUAACCAAGGGGACUUUGCAUGACGCUGCUGCCGCUUCACCUUUCGGUUUGUGUCCCUCUUACUGUAGACUGUAGUCCGUGGAAAGGUUCCCUGAGUGACAUGAUUCCUAUGUAAGACCCUGACCCUUGCAGUGUAACGCACUGAAGUCAUCUUCUACAUCUGUCGUUAAACUACUCUGAAUAUACUGUGCGAUGUGAAUGACUGGAUUCGCUGAAUGAUGACAUGCUAAUUCAUGGACUUCAUACAGACUCCUGCUUUUGCCUGAGAGACCUAUGUACAGAUAUUUUAAGUACAUACUCAGAUUUGACACAUUUAUUUUUGGAAGACUACAUAUAUGUUCUCAAAGAAGAUUCAUCCUAGGCUUCCUCUUCGUUCGCUGGAACCGCGGCGUAUACAAUCCACCUUUCCCCGCUGCUACUGCUGCUUUUGUCCCUCCAUUCUCAACGGUAUCACCACUUGACCAACACUUCCAUCCAGCUUGAUAACGGUUUAAAAUUACUCUGAACAAAUAGGAAACCUUGACUCUCUCCGUAUGCACACAAAUACUUGAUUCUGCUUCAUCUGAAUUGUUUUCAUGCAGCCUCCUUACCACCAACGCUUACCGUACUAAACUUAAUAUUUCAUUACACAGUCAUAUGCGACCAGACUAGAUUCAUGCUUUCAAACAUUAUUUUCAGGACUAACGCGUAUUUGAACACACGGUAAAAAACACUGACUUUGUAACUCUUAGCCACAGGGACUAGCUCUGCGGAAGGCUGGAAGCAUGCAGGCUUUCUGACCGGUAGGAUGCAUUUGUUCUUCUUUUCACCCAUGCCAACUAUUGGUGUGUGUGUACGCUGCAAGUUCCCUUACUUGAUAUUUUUACCCAAAACUCUUUUUUUCCCAUGAUCCAGCACACCUUAGUCCACUUCCUGUAUCAAAGAUAUAAUCCAUUCUUCACCAUAGGUUAAAAGACGCGUUCCUUUUGUUUUUCCCUUCGCAUGUAUUUGUAAUUCCCUCCACCACCAAUAUACCCUGGGCACCGUUCGUGUACAUUUCCUUAUGUAAAAUAACUUUUCCAUAUGUACAAUGUGCUGGAUUCAAUCCCCAGGACUUUCAUUAAAAUAAAAACAUAAAUAAACAUAAACCUACUUGCCGCUCCCCUCAAAAAACAAAUUAACUAACUUUCCCUUUACAAAUGAGCGGAUAGGGAAAUAGAGUCACCUUGCCAACUAUCACACAGAGACUUGCCAUCCGUGACCAUUUGUAACAUAUUGCUGUGAUCUUGCAGUCCCAUUUGUACCUGGUAUGGACAUCUUAGAAAACAGCACAGUGAUUUCCAAAAGUAUGGAACUCCUCACUCUACUAACAACACGUUUACAUCUAAUACUUAUGGUUACCUUUUCCAAGACUAUUUCACAUCACGAAACUGCAGGGAAGGGGAUAUCACAAUAUCUAACUAUGGGAGUUUCUGUAUAUACAUGACACACAUCCAAACAACUGCAUUCCUUCCAGCGUACAACAGACUACCUUACAAUCACCUUUAACAUCUACUGCAUCUAUUCUCAUGGCUACUGUCAGUGACCUACUACAUUUUCAUCACCUGCACUGUUGCUGUCUUCAUCACAGUGAAACUUGGCAUCUCCUCGCAGGGCCCUAUUUGAAUCCCUUCACCGUCAGAAGGUAUUUACAUGCCCGAGUCUUGCCGGGACCUUUUGUCUUCUGUUAUAAAAUAAAUUUAUAUUAUGACAAUGACCUCCCUGGCACCAAAUGAACUAUCACCAUGCUCUCAGACUGAAACUUCCUCUCAUGCCUACUACUCGGCUUCAUGCUCUCCUCACAGUUUUCUGAAACGUAGUUCCCAUAGAACUGUUCAAUUUACAUUACGAUUCUUCUAUGAGCUCCAAUUGUUGACAAGACCUUACACUACAGCCUGUUAUAAAUAUUGGUUUUCAAAGACUCAACAUGACACGAGAUCAAACAAAAAACCUUUCACACUUCUUUCAUUUUUGUCCUCCACUCACACAGCUUACUGCACUUUGUCACCAAAACAAAAUCCACGUGAGUCUUGCAUUGCUGUCGAGUCACAGGAAUGAACGUUGCAUUACCGCUUUCUUUACACUUCCUUCCUUUCAACAACCAGCAUUACUGCCAAACGCCAAUCGUGCUCCACAUUUGUACCAGGUUUUUAACAUGGCAUGACAUACCAGGUUUGACUGUAGAGACUUUCAGGUCCUGGGCCUAUAAGAUUUCAGUAAGACCCUUUCUCAUGUUUCUAAUGCUUGAGGCGUUAUUGCCUACCUUGGAACAAACGAAAACAGUGUUGCUGCCAUUUGUAAGUUUUCCUACACUAUUCUGUUUCUUAACUUUAAAACUGGCCUUACUGGGUUCAAACAGCCAGUCUCCCUUUUAAGUGACCUUUGCAACCCAAGUGUUACUUGCGUAUUUGAUGCUCUCCUGUAUUCUGCAUCUCCUUUACAUCUUUCUCUCCCCCAAAGCUGACAUUCUGUGUCUUAUUUUACAACUCUAACCUACUCCACGAAUCGUAUCAGUUGACAUGACAGUGUCUCACGGUACAGAGGUGGACCUAGUGAAACAGAACGCUUCUUCUGACUACUUUCCUACAGUGUAGAAGAGAAUGACUAUUUCACUGGCCCACCCUUUCUCAUAUUUUACGAUGAUCUCACACUUGUCCUGUUUCCCCACAGCAGAUUGUUCUCAUUGCUAAUACCCCAUGUACGUUUCUGGACAGAGCAGACCACUGAAGCAGAAAUCUGAGGUUGCUAGAUGUCUUGAAAAAAUCCCAGAUUUUCACACUCUAACACAACCCUAACCAACAGUUUCCUCUACUUUCCUUACUUACAGUUCACCAAAUUACUGACACUCCACUGAGACUAAUCAGAUACUGUCCUGCACAGAUGCCAGUCCAGUUUACAGUGUGACCUGACAAAGGUGUCUUCUUUCCUGUGCUCUGUGACUGCUCCGUCCCGCCAUUAGGGUACUUCUAUGGAAAUGCUCAAUAUGCAUCCACGCAAAAGGCCGAGUGGCCCUGUGAACAAAAACUCUUCUCUCCCCUUUAUUAUGUUCCCUUGACGCUUUUGUGUACAUUAAAUAGCCUGAUACAAACAUUUUGUAAAAAUUUGUAUAAUACUGUUAUAAAAAUAUUUAUAAUCCCAGAAAAUGUUGUGUUACAUCUUGCGCAAAAACAGUAUAUUCAGAAUAAAAGUUUAUCAUUUAAAGUCA
Messenger RNA from Camelus dromedarius (Arabian camel), 7771 nucleotides. RefSeq names its product calcium voltage-gated channel auxiliary subunit alpha2delta 1 (gene CACNA2D1). Gene Ontology annotation, cellular component: L-type voltage-gated calcium channel complex. The record is from RefSeq and is a predicted model, not a curated record. The coding region runs from base 339 to 3671 and encodes 1110 amino acids. NCBI's taxonomy places the organism in Eukaryota, Metazoa, Chordata, Mammalia, Artiodactyla, Camelidae. Gene Ontology annotation, molecular function: voltage-gated calcium channel activity. The transcript has 40 exons.